Molecule: messenger RNA, 1618 nt
Organism: Caenorhabditis elegans
Lineage: Eukaryota; Metazoa; Nematoda; Chromadorea; Rhabditida; Rhabditidae
Gene: nhr-277
Product: Nuclear receptor
Exons: 10
Coding region: 14-1510 (498 amino acids)
Biological process (GO): DNA-templated transcription; regulation of DNA-templated transcription; intracellular receptor signaling pathway
Cellular component (GO): nucleus
Molecular function (GO): nuclear receptor activity; sequence-specific DNA binding; zinc ion binding
Source: RefSeq, marked reviewed
AGUUUUCAGGAAAAUGUUGACCAACAUGCUACUUCACGCCGAUCACCACUUUUAUUCGUCGUCGCAAUUCGCGAGCUACUACCAGUACUCGCAAAGUUCACAGUUCUUCGAGCAAAUGCUUCGUGAGAGCUCCGAGAUACGGGCUCCGAGCAGUGGCGAGUCGAGGAUACCGGUUGUCGGACGUUUAAAGAUGCCCCCUCCUCCACCGAAACUCAAGCAUUGCGAGGUGUGUGGCAACGCUGGUGCCACGUCACACUACGGUGGUACGGUAUGUGGUGGAUGCAAGAUUUUCUUCUCACGGACAGUGCAAAGCAGAAAAGGAUUCGUCUGCGAGCGGGGCGGUCAGUGCCCGAUGAACGCUGGGAAGAGGGCAAAGUGCCGGGCGUGCAGGUUUCAGCUGUGUUUGAAGGCUCGUAUGAGUCCGGAAGAAGUCGGACGUCUCCGAGACAUGCGGAUGGGUGAUUAUCUGCCGAUUGUGAAGAAGGAAGGAUGUGUGGUGGGAUAUUUCGACGAGAGCUCUCAGCCAUCGACGUCCAUAGAAGACUGCACCAGCCAAGUGCACUCCUUCAUUGAUACCUUCAAAUACAAAGAGGAUGAGAUGUCAGUUGUGAAUAUUUUUGUAAACUUGGAACGAUCUUGCGAAAACAAUGCAGCAUUAUGCUACCGGGACGAUUUCCCCAAAACGUUCAAUGCAUCGAUUGAUUUGCAAAGCGCUAUGGAGUUUCCUUUGCCAAUUUGUGAGCGGAUACCUAUGGAUUUCCUCCGAAAACUGUUCCUUCGAGACCCGAAAGAAAAUUUCAAGUUGUUCUGGUGCAGGAGUGUGCUACAUUUUCUUCAGUGGUGCUCCGCUAUAGAAGAUUUGAAUUAUUUCUCACGGCAGGAGAGGACAAUGCUAAUCGCUGAAAAUUUUGUUUCCAUCGGCUGCCUGAUCAAUUUCUACGGAUUUUUAAAAAUUCAAAGAGAAGAGUUUGAAAAUUGUCCAGAAGACGGCCAAAUCCCGGCUCCGUGCUCCGCAGAAUGGUUUCAAGAACUUUCAGGACUGUCAUUUGAAGCUCAAACUGCCGUGCAUCGCGCAAUUUCCGAGAUUAUGGAGCCCAUGGACUCGUUGGACGUCAGUAUAGAGGAGCUUGUGCUCAUGAAGUUCAUAAUGAUGUUCAGUGAACCUUCAACCCAAACGUCCGGUGACAUCUACCGUAUUCGCAGUUAUCGAUUAAAGUACUGCGAGCUGCUCCAAAAAUAUAUAAAGACUCAGAUACCCGACCCGGAAAGGCGGAUUGCUCGAAUCGGCGAGCUGCUGAAGAUUGUGGAAGCUGUGAAGACCACCUCGCAAUAUUUUGACAAAUGGAUGACAAUGUUUUUCGCAUCGAACACGUGUCAAAUGAAUGACGUAUUGGUCUACGAUUUCCACGUCAGAAUGUGGAGUGACGUCAUCCCAACCUCCACGUCAUCAUCAUCAUCAUCGAUAUUUGCCACGUCAUCAACCUUGCAAAAAAUUAAAAAGGAAUAUUGAGGGAUUUUUUUGUGAUAAUUUUGGAAAUUUUUAUCUGAUUAUUUAUUUUUAAAUUGAUUUUAUGUAAGCAUACAGACGAUAAUAAAUUAUUUUUACACCUUUAGAAAU